Messenger RNA from Carassius auratus (goldfish), 2504 nucleotides. RefSeq lists its product as uncharacterized. The transcript has a single exon. NCBI's taxonomy places the organism in Eukaryota, Metazoa, Chordata, Actinopteri, Cypriniformes, Cyprinidae. The record is from RefSeq and is a predicted model, not a curated record. The coding region runs from base 72 to 764 and encodes 230 amino acids.
CCAGGAUCAACGUUCCCCACCCCUGGCCUAAAGGAAGGAUAUACCCCCUAUCCAUUACAGAGGAGAAGGCCAUGGAGGAAUACAUCAAGGAGGUGCUGGCCCAGGGUUAUAUUCGUACAUCUACAUCCUCUGCUGCUUCGAGUUUCUUCUUUGUGGAGAAAAAGGAUGGAGGUCUAAGACCAUGCAUUGAUUAUCAGGCUCUCAACAAUCUAACAGUGAAGUUCCGGUACCCACUUCCCCUCGUCCCAGCUGCCUUGGAACAUCUCCGUGGUGCCACUAUGUUCACCAAGUUGGACCUGCAAUGCCUGAGGGCUUUCCAACUUUAUCUCAAGGCUGAAAAGUGCUCUUUCCAUCAGCCCUCAGUGCAGUUCCUUGGAUACAACAUCAGCAGCAGUGGCAUCCGGAUGGACGAGGGGAAGGUAAAUGCCAUUAGAGAUUGGCCCACUCCAACCACCAUCAAGGAGUUACAGCGGUUCCUUUGCUUUGCCAACUUCUAUGGACGGUUUAUACAAAACUUCAGUACCACCGGAGUGGGAGCGGUCCAUUUUCAGCAGCAGGGGAUCCCAGUUGCCUCCACCCAUGCACCUUCUUCUCCCGGAAACUCAACCCGGCAGAGGUCAACUAUGAUAUCGGCAACCGGGAAUUGUUGGCCAUCAAGCUGGCCUUGGAAGAAUGGAGGCUUUGGUUGGAGGGACCCAAACACCCCUUUCUGGUCCUCACAGAUAAUAAGAACUUGUAGUAUCUUCGAGUGGCCAAAAGAUUAAAUCCGAGACAAGCACACUGGGUGUAUUCUUCACCCGCUUCCACUUUACCAUCUCAUACCGCCCAGGGGUGAAAAACGUAAAGGCUGAUGCCCUGUCCAGGUGUUAUGCCCCCGAAGAGAAUUCCGAAGAUCCAGAAACCAUUCUCCCAGAAAGAGUCAUCGUCUCUCCUAUUACCUGGUCCGCUGAGAACCUUCCUCCUACAAAUCCUACUACCAACACUCCGCCGGGUUGCCCACCGGGACUUCAAUAUAUUCCCAGGACAAGGCGCACUCUACUCAUUCACUCCGCUCAAACAUCUCUUGGCACUGGUCACCCGGGGGUCAAUGAAACCCUCUCGUUGCUGAUGUGGCCCAACAUGGCCUCGGAUGUCAGGAGGUACGUGAAUGGAUGCACAAGCUGCACCAUAUCCAAAAGCCCUCGCCAUCUUCCAUCAGGCAAGCUCCAUCCUCUGCCCAUUCCCAAUUGCCCGUGGUCACACCUAGGGGUGGAUUUCAUAACCAAUCUUCCUCCUUCAGAUAACAAUAGCUGCAUUCUUGUCAUAGUGGAUAGAUUUUCUAAAUCCUGUUGUUUUCUUCCUCUGAAGGUUCUGCCCACGGCCAUGGAAACGGCCGAACUGUUAUUUAAUCAUGUCUUCAGGUACUUCGGCAUCCCAGAGGAUAUCAUCUCGGACUGAGGCCCCCAGUUAAUCUCCCGGGUAUGGAAGGCUUUCCACUCACUCCUAGGUGUGGCCAUCAGCCUGUCCUCCGGAUACCAUCCCCAGUUGAACGGGCAGACGGAGAGGAAGGUCCAGGAGAUUGGACGCUUCCUCCGUACCUUCUGUCACGGCCACCAGAACUCCUGGAACCAGUUCCUUGGGUGGGCCGAGUACACACAAAACUCCCUUCGUCAACAUACCACCAGACUCACUCCAUUCCAGUGCAUACUUGGCUACCAACCUCCUCUAUUCCCCCGGUCAGGUGAACCCUCGGAUGUCUACGUCAUCGACUACUGGUACGGGAGAGCGAGAGGGUCUGUGACGCGGCACACCACCAACUCCAGGGGGCCUUACGCAGAUGCAGAACGACAGCCGAUCUGAGGCCCCAAUGUACCAACCCGGUCGGAAGGUCUGGCUGUCCACCCGGGACAUCAAUCUGCGCCUGCCCUGUCGCAAGCUAAGUCCCAGAUUCAUUGGCCCAUUCACCAUCCUCCAGCAGAUCAAUCCGGUCACUUACAAACUCCAGUUACCCCCUGAGUACCGGAUUCACCCCACAUUCCAUGUGUCUCUUCUUAAAUCUCACCAUCCUUCUGUCUCUCCCUCCACAGAACCUGUCGAUACCAAAGCCCACCCUCCACUCCUCCUAGACGACGGCACAGCCUAUGCAGGUAGUGACAUCCUGGACUCCCGGCGGCGUGGUGGCAACUGGAAUAUCUAAUGGACUGGGAAGUAUACAGUCCAGAGGAACGUUCCUGGGUCCCACGCAACGAUAUCCUGGAUCCUAACUUACUUGACACCUUCCACUCCAAUCAUCCUGACCGACCAGCUCCCAGGGGAAGAGGACGUCCACCACGUCGUCGGGGUCCUCGGCCCUCAGGAGUGGGCCGUGGGGAGGGGGAUACUGUUCACCUCCCUCCUCUGACGUCUUCACCCUACUCUCACGGAUCCAUUCAUCACUCUACCCAACACUACCUGCUCCUCUGCUUGUGUCUAUUAAUAAACCCAUCUGUAUGUUACUCCUCAGCCUCCCGAGUGAUCUGUAACAA